AUCCCACGCCUGGCAUGCACCCAUGAAACCCAGCUUUCUUGACGUUUGCUGGUUGGUGAUGGCAAUUCGUCGAGGAUGUGUUAAUGUGCCGAAAGUCUGCGUCCAGCCUGCAAAAUACACCGAUCUCGCCUCCACAGCAAACCACUCCAGGCGACAACCUAGACGUGGUGGCUUGCACCAAGCUCGGCGAUCCCCCGGAAGAACCACGGGCCACUGACGACAGCAAAUGUGUGCUCGCCACCACCAAGCGAAGUCAUCGUCGCUACAAUUAUAACUGUGGUGUUCGGUACCGACACUUUUGGGUUACAGAAUAGAAGUCUGUCUCCAAACCUAAUGCAGCUUUAGUGGGGGUAUUUUUUGGUUCCAGUCACAGGAAAGGGGCGAGAUGGGACAGCAGCAGGCGGAUUUUCAGCUUUUUGCUGACGUGGGCCUGACCUCAACGUCUAGUUAUUCUCGAUUAUGUACGCGGGAGCCCAGUGAGGCGGCAGGCUGUCGAAGGCAUGAAGAAAUGGAGGGUUCAGCCUCUGCGAAGCGAGAAGUGGUCUGAUUCUCCCCAGAAAAUAAAGAUCCAAGAUGGAUAUGAUAAUAUCACUGGCUAUCUAAGGGCAAUUGUCCAGACAGGCAUCAGUGGGGGUUGGAGAAGGAGGGGGGGGGGCUACACUACACUGCACACCCCCACGGAAUAUUGCGAAGUCGGCAGGGAGGGUGGGCACGCCAGGCGCCGAGUGCAUGGCACUCUCCGCCGGGAUGACAGCAGGUAUGCUCUAAAGAUAUGGACCAGGGGUGACCUGGGGAGCAUUUGCGAUUUGCUAAGCGAGAACCCAGUAGCGAUAGUGGGAGCACGAGUACAUGCGGUGACACCCCGUCCCACACGACUCGCCGUUAGUGAGGUACAUCUGAAUGUAGUAGGAAUCCCCGAUCCGGUAAUCUAUGCAAAGAAAUUUAAAGUUUGACUGAUGUCUGAUAUGCAUCAUGCACACACUUGGUAAAAAAGUUUUCCAAAUACAUGCUCGUAACGAAUUCUAAUUGUUUGGUGUGCGUUUUAGUUAACCUAGUAAAUAC
Suhomyces tanzawaensis NRRL Y-17324 is the source of this 1062-nucleotide messenger RNA. RefSeq lists its product as uncharacterized. Lineage: Eukaryota; Fungi; Ascomycota; Pichiomycetes; Serinales; Debaryomycetaceae. The record is from RefSeq and is a predicted model, not a curated record. The transcript has a single exon. The coding region runs from base 501 to 953 and encodes 150 amino acids.